Messenger RNA from Aspergillus pseudonomiae, 1266 nucleotides. RefSeq lists its product as uncharacterized. The transcript has a single exon. The record is from RefSeq and is a predicted model, not a curated record. Bases 276 to 1169 code for a protein of 297 amino acids. NCBI's taxonomy places the organism in Eukaryota, Fungi, Ascomycota, Eurotiomycetes, Eurotiales, Aspergillaceae.
GCCCAGCAUGCCCAGGUGAAGUGAAGACUCGCGAUCGUGGCUCACUUUUAAAACUCCCGCCGGGGUCUGAUAUCUUCGAGGCCUUUGCUAAGGUCAGAGCAGACAAAAAUCUUACAGAUGAGGAGGCGUUUCUUGAGUUGCUAGCAGCUUAUGAUAUCCCGCUGUCCACUCUCUCCCAGAUCUCAGCCAAGAAGUUGGAAGUCUCCUUUUCCAAUGUGACAUACAAGCAAAUUGCGCCAUACGUGUGGUUAAAUCCUCAUGCGGGAGGUCGAGAUAUGUUACGACUAGAUGUCUUUCGAUCCCGGAUUCCUACUGCCAUGUUUCAAGAUAUUGUACGUGAUGUUGAAGAUGCUUUCACACAGUACGGUCCCCUUGAUUCCCACGACAACGAAGAAACCAGAUCCCGCUUCAUCUCCUCUCUUUUCACCCGCAUUGUUUGCGUAUUCAACAGUAUUAUUGUCAAUAAGCCGGAGACCCUACUGGACGCUGAGUUUACUCGAAAAGGCCGUAUUGGGCACCAUUUUGUUGCACUCGAUUCGGUGAGCAUUGUUUUUAUUGAGGUGAAAAAGUCCUGGACAAUGGGAAAGCAAGGGCUUGAUAUAAAGGGCCAAGUUCUAGCUGAGUGUGCAGCGAGUGACUACACCAAUAUGAAGCAAGGGCACUGGGUGCCUAUCCUUGCUAUAUUAUGCGAUGGGAACAACUUUGAGUUUUUUGUCUUUGACUCUUCAGCCAAAGAAAUAUACUCAUCACGCCGCAUUACAGGUAUUAUAGCCGAUGAGCUAGGCGACCAUGCUGAUCUCCUUCUUUCUACUAAAAGAACUUGCGAAUACCUAUUCGAUUGGUUUGUCAUGGGCUAUAUCAAUAGCCUUCAAUCAUUUGGAGAUCAAUCACUAAAACGAUCGAACACUAAAAAACGAGAGUCGACUAGUCAAUGGGAGAACGCGCUCACGAAUGCUCAUACUGCGCACUGGUAUCUCAGAGAGGCGGCUGAAGCCGCUAAAAAGAAAAGGUUUAAUGAUGCCGAGACAAUGGCAGGUAGAGGCUUGGAGCAGCUCAAACAGAGCGUUUUGGAGAUCCCCCGCGAGCCUCUAUAUGAGAGAAGUCUCGAAUCGUUAUGGGAUGGCAGUGCGCCUCUGGAAGAGGCUCUGAGCAAUCGAAAUAUCUUCUAAACAAUACCUAUGCUUCCUAAUCACUUUUCAAUACUAUACCUUAAUCUAAGAAUUAUCUUCAAGAUUUAUUACUUCAGUAGCUAGGUACAUUUUUCCU